Molecule: messenger RNA, 2048 nt
Organism: Durusdinium trenchii
Lineage: Eukaryota; Dinophyceae; Suessiales; Symbiodiniaceae
Source: the annotation of a GenBank genome assembly
CUUACUCUUGUGGCAAUCCUCAUACUUGGGUGCAGAUCGGGGGUCAACUACCUCAGCCGAUCCGCAGCGCCCAUGGCCAUCCGUAUCAGCGUCUCCCUCGCCAGCGGGAAGUCUGUGGAAGUGGAGCUGCCGCCUGAGGCGAAGGUGUCCGAGCUGAGACACCGGGCGGAGCAGGAAUUGGCUACGCCCAUCAGCUACUUGGUCACUGGCAGCGGCCAUGUGUUGCCACCGCACGGUGCCCUCCAUGGUGCUCUGGCGGAUCAGGAGGAAAUCACCGCAAUCGUCGGGCAAUGGCCCAAAGUGGCCGCAUCCAUGACGGCCUUUGCAUGUGUGAAGGCCGGCUCGGGCGAAAGGACGACUGUUCAACCAGGUACCGGAUCAACCCCAGUGAACUUAAGCAAGUACUGGGAUGGGAAACUCGAUUUGAGAGUUAGCAGGCACCAUGGCUUGGAAUGUGUGUGCCUUGGAAUGCUUUGACCCCCAUUCCUUUCUGUUGCUUUGGGACAAGGUCCGUGGUUUUUCCUUGAACGUUAUGGACUUGGCCAAGGCUGAUGGCUCCGUUGAGGCCUGGGGGCCUGCCAAGCACGGAGGUGACUGCAGCGGUCAAGUCUUGCGGAACGUGGUGAAGAUCCGUAGCAACCUCGGGGCAUUCGCCGCGGUGCGCUCUGAUGGGUCAGUGGCCACUUGGGGGAGUCCCCGUGAUGGCGGAGACAGCAGCAGUGUACAAGCGCGGCUGGUGGAUGUCCAGGAGAUUCAUUCAACCAGCUGCGCCUUUGCCGCUCUCUUGGGCGAUGGCUCCUUGGUGACCUGGGGAGAUCCCCACAGCGGCGGAGACUCACAGGAGGUGAACGACGAGCUGCACGACGUCCGGCAGAUCCAAGCCAACAUGGAUUCCUUCGCCGUGAUCCGUGCCGACGGCAGCGCCUUCAGCUGGGGAAGCGCUUCCGGAUCAUCCGAGGAAAUUCAAGAGCAGUUGAAAGAGGUGGAGAUGAUCCAGGUCACCACCGCUGCGUUUGCAGCCAUUUGCAAAGAUGGACAUGUGGUCACCUGGGGCAAUGCGCAGAACGGUGCCAAGAGUGAGCAUGUGCAAGGCCAGCUGAAGGCUGUCCAGCAGAUCCAAGCCACGCACGCUGCAUUCGCAGCUUUGCGUUCUGAUGGUGCUGUGAUUUCCUGGGGCUUGGGCGAACUGGGUGGAGACAGCAGCUCGGUGGAGCACCAACUGCAGAGUGUCCUGGCACUCCAAGCAACAGACGGCGCCUUCUGCGCCCUGCGCGCGGAUGGCUCUGUGGUGACAUGGGGCAGUAAGGGCUACGGGGGUGACAGCGAUGCGGUCCAGGAGCAGCUGAAAGAGGUGCAAGCAAUUCAGGCCACCCGGGUGGCCUUCUGCGCCUUGUUGCGCUCGGGAACCGUGGUGUGCUGGGGCGCCCCGCUCUUCGGUGGCACCACGCCGCAUGCACCGCUCUGCGGCCCCGUCAAGGCCCUGCAAGCGACGCGGAGCGCCUUUGCAGCUCUGGUGGAGGGCGGGGAGGUCAUGUGCUGGGGGGCUCCUGAAGAAGGAGGUGACAGCAGCGGAGUUCAGGAGCACUUGCAUAAUGUGGCUGAGAUCCAAGCCAAUGCAAGAGGAUUUGCUGCCCUGAAGAGCGAUGGCUCCGUUGUAUCAUGGGGUGGUGGGACCAGCCCAGCCUAUGAUCAAUACCUUUACGCUAUGAAUGAUUAGCUUGGCCCAAAGACUUGAAUGCGUGGCACGAAGACAUGCCUCAACCGUUGCAUGGCAGCUACAGCAUGCUACAGCAAGCGUAAGGCCCUCGACAUCGGGGAGGAGACCUUCGGGCAGUGUGUGUGUUUCAUUAACCUCAGUUUCCGACACCUCCUACUGGACAUGUCUCUCGGGAAGAUUUCCGCAGGUGGUUCACUUGGCGAUCGUGUGAGGUCAGGCUACAUCGGAAUGAGCGCUUCUAGAUUUCAGGAAAUCUGGCUCAGAUCAUUUUAUUGAGUUUGAUCUGAGGCCACGCCUCUUGAGCAUCUUCAGUUGCAGAGAUUGAUUGAGC